AUGGCUUUAACUUCAACUAUCCUCUCUCCAAGAAAACUUAGGCAUGAUGUCUACUCAUAUUCAUACCAAAAAGAUUCAAACAUCCCUUUAGUCAUUUAUGUUCUUGCAUCUAUAAUAGACAGAACGUUGUCUAGGAACGAGAGAAUAGCUAAAAACUGCAGAUUUCCACUGUCAUCCAAAUCUGCUAAAACCCGAGUUUUCGACUGUAAUGAGACACCGGAUAUGAGAAUCCAAUCCUACCUUGAAAGAAUUUUCAGAUAUACAAGAGCUGGACCAUCUGUUUAUGUUGUUGCAUAUGUUUAUAUUGAUAGAUUUUGCCAGUUACAUCCCGAGUUUCGAAUUGGCGUGAGGAAUGUGCAUAGGUUGCUCAUUACAACAAUAAUGUUGGCAUCCAAAUAUGUAGAAGACAUGAAUUACAGAAAUUCUUAUUUCGCUCGAGUAGGGGGAUUAACAUCAAAGGAAAUGAACAAGUUAGAGGUUGAAUUUUUGUUCUUGAUGAAAUUCAAGUUUCAUGUGAAUGUAAGUGUUUUCGAGAGUUACUGCUGCCAUUUGGAGAGGGAAGUGAGUAUUGGAGGAGUUUACCAUAUUGAGAGGACUUUAAGGUGUGCAGAAGAAAUCAAAACAAAGCAAAGAGAAGAAACAAGACUUGAUCAUAUUGCCCAUCUUUUGCUGUAA
Molecule: messenger RNA, 675 nt
Organism: Fraxinus pennsylvanica
Lineage: Eukaryota; Viridiplantae; Streptophyta; Magnoliopsida; Lamiales; Oleaceae
Source: the annotation of a GenBank genome assembly